This is a messenger RNA of Sycon ciliatum, 3947 nucleotides long. RefSeq lists its product as uncharacterized. NCBI's taxonomy places the organism in Eukaryota, Metazoa, Porifera, Calcarea, Leucosolenida, Sycettidae. Bases 61 to 3213 code for a protein of 1050 amino acids. The record is from RefSeq and is a predicted model, not a curated record. The transcript has 2 exons.
CGUUGUUUCAGAACCUCUCCAUUUUGUUUCUGUGUGACCUUGUGAGUUUUAGGCUUUGCCAUGGACAAUAGCAACGCAAGCAGGAUGAGCCAGUUUACCUUUGAUCAACUCAGUCACAGUGGUGUAGCGUCAAACCCCUACGCUCACGACGUUUUAGUUUCACAAGACCAAUCACGCAGCGCAUCGACACCAUUCUCCUACCUACAAAAUUUGGCGGCAGCAAAUCUUCAGCUUCAGGAUCAACAGCACUAUGACAACUUGUUUGAUGAAGUACUUUUUCCCUCCUUGCCAGAAGUCUCUACGGGCAUGGGAUCCAAUGUGAACACACGACUCGUACAUCAUGAUGCGUUUGCGCCUUUCGGUGAUAGUAAGUUGAUGGCAGCACCAGCGCCAGCAAUGGCCUUACAGCCAGGACGACAGGAUCUCCAGCCGCCAAAUAUUGCCGGCUUACUUGACUUGCCACCAAGUCCACACGACCUCAGCCAGUCACUUCCACAGAGUAACGUAUUCGGAAAGCAGUCGUCAAUGAAGGAACCUGAAAACCCAGCGACAACAUUCUCCUUUCACCAAGGUCAGACGGCACCGACCCUUCCGCAUAGCCUAAUGCCGGAUAACCAGCAUAAUUCCAACAGUUUGAGUGAUGCAGCACUUUUUCCGUUCCCGCCACAAGUUUCUAUAGGCGUCAGCUCAUUUGGAAAUAUAGGAUUCCCUCAUGAUGUGUUUGCGCCUACUGGUGACACGAAUGCGAUGGUCGUGUCAAGGCAAGGACGACAACAUAUUCCAAGUUUACCGGAAAUGCCACCAAGUCGCCGUCACGCCCUCAGUGAGCCACUUCCACAGAUCACCUUACUCGGGCAGCAGCCGUCAAUGCAAGAACCUGAUUACUCAGCGACACCAUUCUCCUUAAUCCCAGGUCCGGCGGAACCACUCCUUCAGCCUAACCUACCCAACAGCUUGAGUGAUGCAGCAAUCUUUCCCUACCUGCCAAAAGUCUCUACCGCCAUGCGCUCUGAUGUAAAUACAGGAUUAAAUCAUGAUGUUUUCGCGCCAUCGUGUGGUAUUGAUGUGUUCCUAUCACCAUCACUAGCAAGGGGCCUACAACAACAACAACGACAACAACAACAUCACAAGCCACCACAUAUUCCCAGCCUGCAGGUAAUGCCACCGCAUCACCAUGACCUCAGCGAGCCACUACCACCGAGUAACGUACUUGGACACCAGCCGUGGACUAAUGAACCUGAAAAAAUUGCCAAAGCCAAAAUAGUCUGCCCGGAAUGCAAAAGGAGUUUCUCUUCUCCGUCGCAGCUCAAAAGACACAUGACAGUGCACACCGGGGAGAGGCCAUAUCGUUGCACAGAGUGUGGACAAGCCUUCUCGCAGAAACAUAAUCUAACUGUGCACAUCCGAAAACACACCGGGGAGAAGCCAUAUCAUUGCGACAGAUGCAACUCACGUUUUUCUCAGCUAACGACACUAACCAGACACAAGAGAACACACACAGGUGAGAAACCAUACAAGUGCACUAUCCCGGGCUGUGAACAGGCAUUCUCACAGUCCUCCAACCGCAACUGCCAUGUGCGUCGCCACAAGGCCAAUAUGGAGAAGCAAACCAAACCUGCCAGUGGAUUUUUUGUCUUUGCCAUGGACAAUAGCAACGCAAGCAGGAUGAGCAAGUUUACCUUUGAUCAACUCAGUCAGAGUGGUGUAGCGUCAAACCCCCACACUCACGACGCUUUAGUUCCACAAGACCAAUCACGCAGCGCAUCGACACCAUUCUCCUACCUAUCAAAUUUGGUGGCAGCAAAUCUUCAGCUUCUGGAUCACGAGCACUAUGACAACUUGUUUGAUGGAGUACUUUUUCCCUCCUUGCCAGAUGGCUCUACGGGCAUGGGCUACAAUGUGAACACACGACUCGUACAUCAUGAUGCGUUUGCGCCUUUGGGUGAUAUUAAGUUGAUGGCAGCACCAGCGCCAGCAAUAGCCUUACAGCCAAGACGACAGCAUCUCCAGCCGCCAAAUAUUGCCGGCUUACUUGACUUGCCACCAAGUCCACACGACCUCAGCCAGUCACUACCACAGAGUAACGUAUUCGCAAAGCAGCCGUCAAUGAAAGAACGUGAAAACCCAGCGACAACAUUCUCCUUCCACCAAGGUCAGACGGCACCGAUCCUUCCGCAUAGCCUAAUGCUGGAUUACCAGCAUAAUUCCAACAGCUUGAGUGAUGCAGCACUCUUUCCGUUCCCGCCACAAUUUUUUAUAGGCGUCAGCUCAUUUGGAAAUAUAGGAUUCCCUCAUGAUGUGUUUGCGCCUACUGGUGACACGAAUGCGAUGGACGCGUCAAGGCAAGGACGACAAUAUUAUAUUCCAAGUUUACCGGAAAUGCCACCAAGUCGUCGUCACGACCUCAGUGAACCACUUCCACAGAGCACCUUACUCGGGCAGCAGCCGUCAAUGAAAGAACCUGAUUACUCAGCGACACCAUUCUCCUUAAACCCAGGUCAGGCGGAACCACUCAUUCAGCCUAACCUACUCGACAGCUUGAGUGAUGCAGCAAUCUUUCCCUACCUGCCAAAAGUCUCCACCUCUAUGCGCUCCGAUGUAAAUACAGGAUUACAUCAUGAUGAGUUUGCGACAUCGCGUGGUAGUGAUGUGUUGCUAUCACCGUCACCAGCAAGAGGCCUACAACAGCAACAACAACGACAACAACAUCACAAGCCACCACAUAUUCCCAGGCUGCAGGUUAUGUCACCGCAUCACCAUGACCUCAGCGAGCCACUACCACCGAGUAACGUACUUGGACAGCAGCCGUCGAGUAAAGAACCUGAAAAAUUUGCCAAAGCCAAACGAGUCUGCCAGGAAUGCAAAAGGAGUUUCUCGUCAUCGCUCAAAACACACUUGACAGUGCACACCGGGGAGAAGCUAUAUCGUUGCACAGAGUGUGGACAAGCCUUCUCGCAGAAGCGUAGUCUAACUGUGCACGUCCGAAAACACACCGGGGAGAAGCCGUAUCAAUGCGACAGAUGCGACUCACGUUUUUAUGAACAAACAGCACUAACCAAACACAAGAGAACACACACAGGAGAGAAACCAUACAAGUGCACUAUCCCGGGCUGUGAACAGGCAUUCUCACAGUCCUCCAGCCGCAACCGGCAUGUGCGUACCCACAAGGCGAAUAUCGAGAGGCAAACCAAACCUGCCAGUGGAUGCCACUAAACAGGCACUGCUCUAUUGGACCAGCAUGUCCAGUUCGAACAAUGUCGGCAGGAGCACCAAAUCAGAAGAUAACAGGGCCAGGAAAUGCGGUUAUAGGGGUGUACGUUUUUGGAAACAUGAUUUCUGUGCUGGCGUGCACUGUGUGGAAUUUGAGCAAAAGAAUGAUCUGACAAGUGUGUGUGUGUACAAGUAGUAUCCUGGCCUAAACUGCAUUUGCUGCUGCACCCAUCCUAUCACCCUCCGCUAGCAACCAUUCACGUCUUUGAUUUAUAUAUAAUUGCAAAACAGCCUAUGUUCAGGGCAUUUUGUUGUAGAACUAUGCAUUGGUUUUCUGAAUGAUGACAUUACCAAUGUCUCUUGCCUCGCGUAUAGUACUUUACCGUAGUCGCAUUUUGGGUUUGCCGAGUUUUCACUUGAUUUGCUAGUUCAUUUGUGGGUCUUCCAUUUUCUGUGUUUCCUUUUGCUACAUGUUGCUACUGUGCAUGCGGAACGUGGUGUUGGUUUAUUCCAUGUACUGAUUUUGUAGAAUGUCAUCGAGGGGUGGGUGUUGUAAAGCGAUGACAUUAUAUUUCUUUUCUGUAUAAUGAUAUUCCCCAAACUGUCUCUUGUUUAGCAUACAUGCGUGAGAUGAGCAUACGUAAUUAGUGAGUUUUCAGUCUUGCCUUUUCAGUCUUCUUGUUCUUCCGUAAAAAAAGUUGUUGUCCCAGCUUUCCCGUUAUGUCGCUCAUGAUGGU